UUGUUUCCUUCGCGAUCGGUAUCAAAACAAAUCGCACAUCAUCACGAAUUUAGCUUUUAGCUGCGAGAAGCGGUUUUGACAUGAAUGAAUAUUUCGAAAGCGACUCACACAGUGUGCGACCAUGAGAUGAUCUUAAACAAUUUACGCGUCUCUCAUUAGUUGUGUUUGCUGGCCUAUUUUUUCUCAAUUUUCUUCAUCUCUCCCGUUCUUUUGACGCACCAACUCAGAAACGCUCGGAACGGCAAAGAUGACACGCUCACUCCAUUUGCUCUCUCUGCUGUUUAUCUUCGGUCUGCAGCACCAGGGUGGGGCAAGCCGAGUUCUUGAAUUGAGCGACAGAUUUUUGGACAUUCGAAAGGACGGCCAAUGGCUGGUCAAGUUUUAUGCGCCUUGGUGCGCUCACUGCAAACGACUUGAGCCAAUAUGGAACCACGUUGCGCAGACCCUGCACAACACCAACAUCAGGGUUGGAAAGGUCGACUGCACCAGGUUCACAGCAGUCGCCACUGAGUUAAAAAUUUCCGGCUUUCCCACGAUCAUGUUCAUGAAGGGAGAAGAGGUUUUCACAUUCCGAGGAGAUAGAACAAAACAGGACAUUGUCGACUUUGCACUCAGGGUCUCAGGUCCUCCUGUUCAACGAAUCACAAGGCCUGAGAGCAUCGCAAACCUGAGAAAGGCGAUUUCCCUAUUCUUCGUCUACAUUGGGCCAUACGAAGGAGUCCUAUGGGAGACGUAUGCUUCGAUUGCUGAAACUUUCCAACCGCACGGCUACUUUUACGGAGUGGCACCAGAAACUGCUAGAGAACACAUAGACUUUAAAAAAGUUCCUGCAGUUUUGGUGUACAAGGACACAAUGCACUUUUAUUACGAAGAACCACCCUCAAAAGGAGAAACUGAGGAGGAGCGGUUGCAGAUUGUGAACGCCAGUCUGCACCACUGGGUGAAUGCCGAGCGGUUCCACACAUUCCCUAAAAUUACCAGAGGAAACAUCCACCAAACGCUGGCCAGUAACAAAAACCUUGUCCUGGCCGUCGUUGAAGAAAAUAAAUUGGAGGACGUGCCAGCUCACAUGAUUGAGUUUCGGGACAUGAUUGAGUCUGUGAUUCGGGAAAACAAGGACAGGUACCAUAAUCAUUUCCAGUUUGGUUGGACAGGAAGUCCUGAUUUGGCCAACUCUGUGGCCAUGACUGUCCUCCCCCUUCCGAGUCUGAUCGUGAUCAAUGCCACCACAAAUCACCACCACCUGCCCACAGAUCAACUUCUCGGACCUACGGGACUGACUCCGGAAACAAUCAUUCAUUUUCUGGACACCAUUCUCGACGAGUCCGCGCCUGUUUACGGAGGUAACUCGUUUUUCGUCAAGUUGUACCGAGCUUUCUUUGAGGGAAAGACUGCCUUGUAUGACAUGUGGAUGGGCAACCCUGUUUUGACUUCAGUGCUCUUCGGACUGCCUCUUGGAUUCCUCAGUCUGAUCUGCUACUCGAUCUGUUGCGCCGACAUCAUGGACGCAGACGAAGAAGAAGAGGAACCGGACCACGAGAAAAAGGAGUGAGAACAAACAAAUGGACUAUGUUUCGACGGAGUACCUCCUCUCAAAUUGGCCAUAUUCCAAUCUCAUUUAGACUUGUUAAUAUCCUAGACAUUCUGUUACUUAUGUGAUCUUUUCUUAAAUGUCUAAUUUUAUUAUUUUGUGCCAAACUUGAAUGUAAAUGGCUUGUUUAAGUACUUAAUUUAAUUUGCAUAUUCCUCGCGCAUUGUGUUUUUGCAAGGAAAUAUAAUCUAGUCAGUUCUUUAAAUUAGAAUUUUUACACACAACAUGCUCUUGAAUUAGAUUUUAAUCAUUAAUAAACUAGUUUGAAAGUGUUUGUUUAAA
Molecule: messenger RNA, 1873 nt
Organism: Neocloeon triangulifer
Lineage: Eukaryota; Metazoa; Arthropoda; Insecta; Ephemeroptera; Baetidae
Gene: Tmx3
Product: protein disulfide-isomerase TMX3
Exons: 12
Coding region: 248-1552 (434 amino acids)
Biological process (GO): peptidyl-cysteine oxidation
Cellular component (GO): endoplasmic reticulum
Molecular function (GO): protein disulfide isomerase activity
Source: RefSeq, a predicted model, not a curated record